GCGGUGCUAUUCCGACCUGAAACUCCUUCGCUAUGCGAUCUAUGUGUACGAAUUCAGUUACCUUCGGAUGGCUCUGAGCUCGUUUUUAACACGUCGGAGAUACAAACCUCGGCGCAGUCUUGCCAGCUUUGUGCGAUAGUUCUUCAACUCCUCGGAUCAUCUACAAAUAGCGACGGUUCUGUGGUGUUCCACAGGCAUGGAUCAAUGUUGGAUCUUGAAAUUGGGAAUGGUUCUCCACCCGGUCUUGCAAUUAUCGCCGACCCUGGAGUAAAAGAAGUUCCGCAGGAUAUCCGAAUUGGAUUUCCAGUCUUGCCCGAAGUGGGAGGCGCGACCCAUUUCGCACUCCUCCGCGAAUGGCUUCGAGCCUGUAACGAGAAAAAAGGUUGCUAUCAAGCCCCCAUCCAGCUACCACCGCUUCCAAAAAGGCUCCUAGAUGUAGGAGGUCAGAACUUGCUCCUGAAAGAGAUAAACAGUCAAGAGGAAAGAAUUCCACUCGACUCAACUUCGGAGGACCGAAGAUACAUCGCUUUAUCUCAUCGUUGGGGCGACCCAACGGAGGAUGAGAAGGCGAAGUUCUGCACCUACGCAUGUAACAUCAAAGAACGAACGGAGGGCAUCAACUUCGACAAUCUACCUAAGACUUUCCGAGACGCCGUGACUGUUGCACGAGAGUUAGGCAUACGAUACCUCUGGAUUGAUUCUAUGUGUAUUAUGCAAGCUCAUGAGAAAUGUGCCGACGGAAACUGCGGGCCCGGGAGUGGAGACUGGGCGACCGAGGCAGAGAAGAUGGAGCAGUACUUUGGUUCAGCCUACUGUACGGUUGCUGCAGACUCUGCUAAAGGUCCCAACGAUGGAUUGUUUCAAUCACGUCAAGCUCGACAAUGCGUUCGGAUCCCAAAUCAGGAAGGCUCUACUGUUUACCUCUGCAAGGGAAUCGACAAUUUCGACCAUGACGUGGAUAAAGGAGUCCUUAACCAGCGGGGAUGGGUGUUCCAAGAAAGAGCCUUGUCGUGCCGAACAAUCCAUUACACGAAUACCCAAACGUAUUGGGAAUGUGGGUGUAGGAUUCGCUGUGAAACUCUCGGCGCCCUUAAACCUCCGCUGCGAUACAGCUUGCAUGAGCCUCGAUUUCCCCGACCUAAUGCGUUGACUAGAUACGCUGGGCAAGAGAUACUUAAAUUUGCCUUUCAGCAAUAUUCGAAACUCUCUCUUACAAGAUGUUCCGACCGACCUAUUGCUAUCUCUGGAGUAGUUAAUCGGUUUGUGAAAUGUCUCGAUUCAAGGGAGAUAUGUGGCAUUUUUGAAAAAUAUCUCCACCAGAGCCUGCUUUGGCGACGGACUGUUAAGGGAAAAAUGCGCCGGAUAGCCGAGACACAGACACCUAUGCCAUCCUGGUCUUGGAUGGCAUACGAGGGUGAGAUCGAGUAUAUCGACAUCGGAGAUGGUUUUAUAGGGAGCCAGAUCCCUUUUCCGUCUGCCGAAAGCUCACGAUCUAGCACCGGCCUUGACAUGGAAUUGAGAGAGCCAGUGAGAGGGCUAAAGUGGGAGGACACGAAUGAAGAUGAACAGCAGUUGACUUUUGAUGGAGAAAAUCCAAACAAGGACAACAAAAUAUGCGCACAAGAACUCAAGUUGGCUAUUGUCGGGUGCACGAGUCUAUCUGGCGAAAGAGGAUUCUGGGUCUAUGUUCUAAUUGUCAGACCAUGUUCUGCAGGAAGCACAUAUGAAAGAGUUGGUGCUGGGCGUAUUCUAGAGAGAUACAUGAACGAUGUCCUUGGGGUUACAGUGCGGGUUCAUUGACGAGUAUUAUUUCUUUAAAGGAAUAGUAUUGCUUAGGUUUUACAACAGAUAAUCGUUUCGCGAUGC
Molecule: messenger RNA, 1866 nt
Organism: Aplosporella prunicola CBS 121167
Lineage: Eukaryota; Fungi; Ascomycota; Dothideomycetes; Botryosphaeriales; Aplosporellaceae
Exons: 3
Coding region: 205-1800 (531 amino acids)
Source: RefSeq, a predicted model, not a curated record